CAAGGUUAAAUUGACAAUGUGGACGAGUCUAAUUGUAUCACUGCUCCUGGUCCACUGCCUGCUUGCCGGGGCCGCGCCUGCGCUAAAGGAUCUGGACGCGGGCACCUGGAGUGCGGAUGAGGCGUGUCAGAAUGUGGAUAAAUCGGUCAUAAUAGCGAACCAGAAUGACUCCACAUGCGUCAGCUACGUCUAUUGUUAUAAAGUCAAUGACUCAACGAGGGCUCUAAUCAAAAGCUGCAAGACCGGGCAAUUCUUUGAUGCCGAUCUCAAAUUCUGCACUAUCAGCAAACCAGCGGGAUGUGUCUAAUAUGAGAAAGUCUUAGUUAGAAAUACGUUUGAAUAGUAAUUCACUAGAUUUUACAUAUGUAUUAUUAAUUUAUUACAUUAAAACCCAAAAAUUAAAUAUUUUUCGAUUACCUAAGC
This is a messenger RNA of Drosophila melanogaster (fruit fly), 423 nucleotides long. RefSeq lists its product as uncharacterized. Gene Ontology annotation, cellular component: extracellular region. The transcript is spliced from 3 exons. Lineage: Eukaryota; Metazoa; Arthropoda; Insecta; Diptera; Drosophilidae. The record is from RefSeq and is marked reviewed. Gene Ontology annotation, molecular function: chitin binding. Bases 17 to 307 code for a protein of 96 amino acids.